CGCCGCACCUGGAGGCGGAGCCAAGCCCCGCGGCCCGCCUGCUCCCGCGCGCGAAGCCCCCUCCCCGCGUCCUUCCCGCCGCGCUGCAGACGCGCGCAGGUGCGUGAGGCCGCGCCCGCCCCGGACCCUGUGGAAGUGGGCCCGCCAUGGAGCACAUCCGCACGCCGAAGGUCGAAAAUGUCCGCUUGGUAGAUCGAAUAUCUUCUAAAAAAGCAGCCCUAGGUACUUUGUAUUUGACGGCUACUCAUGUAAUAUUCGUGGAAAAUGCACCUGACACCAGAAAAGAAACAUGGAUUCUUCACAGUCAGAUUUCCACCAUUGAGAAACAGGCAACAGCCGCUACUGGGUGCCCUCUGCUGAUUCGCUGCAAGAACUUUCAGCUGUUACAGCUCAUCAUACCGCAGGAAAGAGACUGCCAUGAUGUGUACAUCUCUCUCAUACGCCUUGCUCGGCCAGUGAAAUACGAGGAGUUAUACUGCUUUUCAUUCAACCCCAAGCUGGAUAAAGAAGAAAGAGAACAGGGUUGGAUGCUGAUCGAUCUCAGUGAAGAAUACAAGCGAAUGGGCCUCCCUAAUAAUUAUUGGCAGCUCAGCGAUGUGAAUAGAGACUACCGAGUUUGUGAUUCUUACCCUACUGAACUGUAUGUUCCCAAAUCGGCCACAGCACACAUCAUCGUGGGGAGUUCCAAAUUCCGGAGCAGACGGCGAUUUCCUGCCCUUUCUUACUACUAUAGAGAUAACCACGCCUCCAUCUGUCGGAGCAGCCAGCCUCUGUCCGGCUUCAGUGCCCGCUGCCUGGAGGACGAGCAGAUGCUUCAGGCCAUCAGGAAAGCCAAUCCAGGAAGUGACUUCAUUUACGUCGUGGACACUCGGCCCAAACUCAAUGCAAUGGCAAAUCGUGCCGCAGGGAAGGGCUAUGAGAACGAAGAUAACUACUCCAAUAUCAAGUUUCAGUUCAUCGGGAUAGAGAACAUCCACGUCAUGAGGAACAGUCUGCAAAAAAUGCUGGAAGUGUGCGAACUUAAAUCUCCCUCGAUGAGUGACUUUCUGUGGGGACUGGAGAACUCUGGCUGGUUAAGGCACAUUAAGGCCAUCAUGGAUGCAGGAAUCUUCAUUGCAAAGGCAGUCUCAGAGGAAGGGGUGAGUGUGCUGGUUCACUGUUCUGAUGGCUGGGACAGGACAGCCCAGGUGUGCUCAGUGGCCAGCCUCCUGCUCGAUCCGCAUUACCGGACUCUGAAGGGCUUCAUGGUAUUAAUUGAAAAGGACUGGAUUUCCUUUGGUCAUAAAUUUAAUCACAGAUAUGGCAAUCUAGAUGGUGAUCCAAAAGAAAUCUCUCCAGUUAUCGAUCAGUUCAUCGAAUGUGUCUGGCAGUUAAUGGAACAAUUUCCCUGUGCCUUUGAGUUCAAUGAGAGAUUUCUGAUUCACAUUCAACAUCACAUUUAUUCCUGCCAGUUUGGAAACUUCCUAUGUAACAGCCAGAAGGAGCGACAAGAACUCAAAAUUCAAGAAAGAACAUACUCUUUAUGGGCUCACCUGUGGAAGAAUCGGGCCGACUACAUGAAUCCUCUAUUUAGGGACGAUCACAGCCAGACCAGGGGAACCCUUCGUCUCCCCACAACGCCGUGCAACUUCCUGUACAAGUUUUGGAGUGGGAUGUACAACCGCUUCGAAAAGGGGCUGCAGCCCCGACAGUCUGUUACCGAUUACCUCAUGGCGGUGAAGGAGGAAACCCAGCAGCUGGAGGAAGAACGAGAGGCCCUAGAAGAAAGGCUGGAAAAAAUUCAGAAAGUCCAGUUAAAUCACACUAAAGUGAAGGCUAAGCAAAGUGAACCCAGCAAACACUCAGGGUUUUCUACCUCAGACAACAGCACAGCCAACACUCCCCAGGAUUACAGUGGAAACAUGAAAUCCUUUCCAUCCAGGAGUCCUUCACAAGGUGAUGAAGAUUCUGCUCUCAUUCUAACCCAAGACAAUUUGAAAAGCUCAGAUCCGGAUCUGUCGGCCAACAGCGAUCAAGAGUCUGGGGUGGAGGACUUGAGCUGUCGGUCCCCAAGUGGUGGGGAGUGUGCACCAAGCGAAGACAGUGGCAAGGACCGUGAUUCUGACGAAGCUGUGUUUCUCACUGCCUGAAGUUUCUCUGUGGAGUUCCAAAAUAAAGGACACACAAGAAACACUUUCCAAAAAGAAGGGAGCAGUGCAAUUCAAAAUAAAAAAAUCAUUCAAGAAAUGGUACAUGUCUUUGAGAAUUAUAAAACGUAGCAAUGGAAAGGGAAAAAAAAGGUCCAGCUUUUACUUUCUUUAGAUGCUGAAGAACAGGAAGUAGCCAUUUCUUUUACCAACUAUAUAUAAGGAAAAGUUAUUCCCCAUUUUUAGUUCUGGAUUCUGAAAGUUUUGUUUACUACAUAGCGCUGACCUCUUCUAUCACCUGAGUUAUUGGCACAGAUCUUCCUUUCACAGCAUGCAUCUGCUCAGAGUGCCGACCCCUUCUCCCCAACCUGCUGUCCUCAGCCCUCACCCUUAUUUCACUUCCAGAUACGUAUUUUGUUUUCGAAAUCCCUUGACAUUGCCUUCCUCCCUCUGUUAUCGGUAUUUCUAGUAACGGAGCACCCGGCAGAAACAUACCCUUUGUGGUUAGCAGAUGUCUCUGUAACUGACGAGGUCUGUAAUUGCUUGAGCUUUUCAGGUUUCACGAUCACUUUAACUUUUCUUUAGAUAAUAUAUUUUGAAUUGUUAUAAUAAUCUUGUUGCCUUUUUCUGCAAUCUCAUCAUUUAAAAAUUGCUGAAACUUAUAACUCACUUUCUCUAACGGGUCUAAUACCUAAUAAAAUAGAAAUAACAUUUA
This is a messenger RNA of Leopardus geoffroyi (Geoffroy's cat), 2841 nucleotides long. RefSeq names its product myotubularin related protein 7 (gene MTMR7). Gene Ontology annotation, biological process: phosphatidylinositol dephosphorylation. NCBI's taxonomy places the organism in Eukaryota, Metazoa, Chordata, Mammalia, Carnivora, Felidae. Gene Ontology annotation, molecular function: phosphatidylinositol phosphate phosphatase activity. The coding region runs from base 147 to 2129 and encodes 660 amino acids. The transcript is spliced from 14 exons. The record is from RefSeq and is a predicted model, not a curated record.